UCCAUAAUGACAAAUUUUUGACAAAGUAAACCAAAAUUUUAAGUCUGAAAAUUUUAAAUAAAAUAUAAACGUAAUGGGCAAUAGACAUGUAACAAGAAUUAUUAAUGAUAUUGAAGAUCAAAAUAUAAGUUCAACUGGAGAUAAAGAAAAAAGAAGACGGAAAAGAUACUCUAGAAAUGCAGCAACUGCUUCAAACUCAAGGACUCGAAGAAAGUCGAAUUCUAGAUUCACAAAAUCUUCAAGAGAUGAACUUCGGAGGCUUCGUUCGUUAUUAGGAAAAGAAUUACCAAUUAUUUUGGCAUUUCUAUCAUCUGAAUGUAAUAAUCCAUACGACAUUUACAAAAAAUUACAUCGAAUCAAACGGUGUCACUCGGAGCAUAACAACCUAAGACCUUGUGACUGUGCGCAACCUUGCAAACCGUGUCAAAGAGUAAAUUCAUAUCCAUGUGCAACGUACUGUCGUGAGUGUAGUAAAAUGUCUGUAGAUUUUCAACAUCGGCAAAGUCGCAGUGUAGCAGUAUGAUAGUUGAACGUAGAAUCUAAAUAUAAUUUAUUUCAUUCAUAAAUAAAAUUACCACCACAUUCUGACGUUUGUUUUGAGGUAAACUUAAUUUAAUUAUGGCAACACUGACAGUGGCGCGCCUUCGUACGAGGUGAACGUGUUGCGUUCGUGUGUCAUUGAAAAUCAAAGUUUUCAUGUUUUUUUGGAAUUAACACUUGAAAUCCCUAAAUAAUCUCAAAAGUGACGUUUUUGUGAUUAUGUGUUAUCAUCUCAUGUGCGGUGGAGGUACAAGAUAAGGGUGUUGGUGCAUGGUGGGGGUAAGGAGAAGGUGCGAAGAUGGGGGACAGUUUUCUGCAUCAAGGGGACAUAGUCUCCCUUCAUGCAGAGGGCACAGUCUCAGGAUUCCUGAGUACUUUGGGGUUGGUAGAUGACAGGUGCGUGGUCUGCCCCGAAGCAGGCGACCUGACUGAUCCGCCCAAAAAGUUCCGGGAUUGCCUGUUCAAGAUAUGCCCCAUGAACCGUUACUCCGCUCAAAAGCAAUUCUGGAACACAGCCAAGCAGUCUGCCAACAACAACACCGAUACUGGACUACUCAAGAGGUUACACCAUGCAGCGGAGAUAGAAAAGAAGCAGAACGAGCUGGAGAAUAAGAAACUACUAGGGACCAUUGUGCAGUACGGAAGCGUGAUACAACUGCUGCACGUGAAGUCCAAUAAAUAUCUGACUGUAAAUAAGCGCCUACCAGCGCUAUUAGAGAAGAACGCGAUGCGUGUGCAUUUAGACGCAAAUGGUAAUGAGGGCUCAUGGUUCUAUGUCAUGCCAUUCUACAAACUCCGGUCGACUGGCGACAAUGUGGUGGUUGGCGACAAGGUCAUCAUGAACCCCGUGAAUGCAGGUCAACAAGUCUUACACGUGUCCUCUAACCAUGAACUACCUGACAAUGCCGGCUGUAUGGAGGUGAACGUCGUAAAUUCGUCGACGUCAUGGAAGGUGACGCUGUUCCUCGAACACAAGGAGAACCAAGAAGAGAUCCUCAAGGGAGGAGACGUGGUGCGGUUAUUCCACGCCGAGCAAGAGAAGUUCCUGACUAUGGACGAAUACCGCAAACGGCAUCAUGUGUUCCUGCGCACUACCGGACGAUCUAGUGCCACUGCGGCCACUAGUAGCAAGGCGCUUUGGGAGAUCGAGGUGGUGCAACACGACCCAUGCCGCGGCGGCGCCGGCCAUUGGAACUCGAUAUUCCGGUUCAAGCACCUCGCGACGGGACACUACUUAGCGGCAGAGGCGUGCAACCGACCGCCUGAUGCCCCAGUAGAGAUAGGCGAGCCAGCAUACCAGCUGGUAUCCGUCCCGCACUCGUCAGAAAUCGCGACUCUGUUCGAGUUGGACCCCACCACCAUGACGCACUCCGACGCACCCGUGCCACAGAGCAGCUACGUCAGGUUACAGCACCUUUGCACGCAUACGUGGGUACAUUCAACUUCCAUACCUAUUGACAAAGAUGAAGAAAAACCUGUUAUGUCAAAGGUGGGGUGCUCAGUGGUGAAGGAAGACAAAGAAGCCUUUGCCCUGAUCUCCGUAUCGCCGAGUGAAGUGAGGGAUUUGGAUUUUGCUAACGAUGCUUGCAAGGUGCUCUCUGCCUUGUCGACUAAACUGCAUCAUGGAAAUAUAGAACAUAACGAGCGAAAGGCCCUAACCUGCCUGCUCCAAGACCUAGUGUACUUCAUAGCGGGCUUCGAAAAUGAGCCCAACAAGUCUGAAGCAUUGGAACUGGUCGUGGAGAACCCCAACCGAGACCGCCAGAAACUUCUGCGCGAGCAGUACAUCUUGAAGCAACUGUUCAAGAUCCUCCAGGGCCCGUUUCAAGAGACGACUGAAGGGGAGGCGUUUUUGAAGAUAGAGGAUCUGUGCGACCCUCGCUACGCCCCUUAUAAGUACAUUUUCCGGCUUUGCUACCGGAUACUACGACUCAGUCAACAAGACUAUAGGAAAAACCAAGAAUACAUAGCGAAGCACUUCGGCUUCAUGCAAAAGCAGAUCGGCUACGAUAUCCUGGCCGAAGACACGAUUACGGCGUUAUUACAUAACAACAGGAAGCUUCUGGAGAAGCAUAUCACGGCGUCGGAGAUCGAGACGUUUGUCGGCCUAGUCCGCAAGAACAUGAAGACCUGGCAGUCCCGGUUCCUGGACUAUCUUAGCGACCUGUGCAUCUCCAAUAAGAAGGCCAUCGCCGUCACGCAGGAGCUGAUCUGCAAGAGUGUGCUUUGCGCUAAUAAUUCGGACAUACUUAUCGAGACCAGAUUGGCCUCGACAAAAUACGAAAAGACGAAGAUAUUGGAACCUGACGACAAGAGUAAAUACUCUGUGGAAGACGAAGUCAUAUUGCUGUGGAAUAAUAAGAAGAAUUCCCGGUUACUCUCAGAACUGGCUGCGGAGGCGCGCGUGAGCCCCGCAGGCGAGGCGGCGGCCAUCUUGGACUACUACCGCCACCAGCUCGACCUGUUCUCCAACAUGUGCCUCAACCGGCAGUACCUCGCGCUGAACACGCUCUCGCCGCAUCUGCACGUGCACCUGAUCCUCAAGUGCAUGUCAAAUGCGGAGUUAUCCUACGAGCUGCGCGCGUCAUUCUGCCGCCUCAUGCUGCAUUUACACGCUGACCGCGACCCUCAAGAGCCUGUUACGCCUGUCAAGUACGCGCGUCUGUGGACUGAGGUGUGCGACCGCAUCCACAUACACGACUACCAGUGCGUGAAAGGUGGGCCAGACGCAACCCGCGAGAAAGUUAAAGAGCAAUUCGCUCUCACCAUCCGCUUCGUCGAGAACUAUCUCUGCAACGUGGUCACUCGCACCUGGUACUUCAGUGACCACGACCAGAACAAGCUCACCUUCGAGGUGGUCAAGCUGGCCAGGGAGCUAAUAUACUUCGGCUUCUACAGUUUUAGCGACUUACUCCGACUGACGAAGACCCUACUCAGCAUACUUGAUUGCGUCACAGCCAUGGAUCUGCUGAAUGAAUCCAACGCCCUUUCCGGAGAGGUGGAAUCUGAAGGGGGAGUACUGCGCAGCAUUGGUGAUAUGGGUGCUGUCAUGACUUCUAUCACCUUGGGUUCCGUCGCACGGAAUGUCGGCGGGGGUAGCGGCGGGGGUGCGACAGCGGGCGCGGGGCUGCAGCGCAGUGCGUCGGCGCUCGUGCUCGCGCGUGAGCACCCGCUCGUCAUGGACACCAAGCUCAAGAUCAUCGAGAUACUGCAGUUCAUCCUAGACGUACGACUGGACUACCGCAUCAGCUGCCUGCUGUCGAUCUUUAAGAAGGAGUUUGAGCAGGCCGGCGACCGAACGGACGCCCUGGCCCGCGCCGACGUCGAGGCCAUAGGGCUCCAGGCUGAGGGCAUCUUUAGCUGCCGGGACGGACUUGACCUGGACGAAUGCGGGGGCCGAAUGGUCCUCCGAGUCCUGCUACAGCUGUGUUCGCAAGGGGCCUCGGCGGCGCUGGUCUCUGGAGCCCUAGCGCUGUUGUUCCGGCACUUCAGCCAGCGGCAAGAAGUGUUGGCUGCCUUUAAGCAGGUCCAACUCCUAGUGUCGGACGCGGAUGUGGAGUCCUACAAGCAGAUCAAAGCGGACCUGGAUCUGCUGCGCCAGAGCGUCGAGAAGUCGGAACUCUGGGUAUUCAACAAAGGACGAGCUGGUAUUCUCGAUGACCAUUCAGGUAUAACAGGCACUGUGGGCCCGGGCGGUGCAGUGCUUGAGAGGAACGCAUCUCUUGACAACGUUCUAGACACCUCUAGAACGACUAAGCAUGACCAUAUGAACGAGUAUAAGAAAAUUAAAGAGAUCCUCCAACGCAUGAUCAAGUACUGCACGCAAGGCAACAGCGGCGGCGGCGACACCGGCCGCCCGCGGCGCCACGAGCAGCGCCUGUUGCGGAACAUCGGCGUCCACAAUAUCGUCCUUGACUUGCUGCAGGUGCCUCACGACGAGGAUGACGCAGACAUGGAUGAACUGCUAGCCCUGGCGCACGAGUUUCUGCAGCACUUCUGCCACGGCAACCAGCAGAACCAGGCUAUCCUGCACAAGCACCUGGAUCUAUUCCUCAAUGCUGGGAUCAGAGAAGCGCAAACAGUGUGCGCAAUAUUCAAAGACAACGCAACGCUCUGCGCGCACGAGAACAACGAGAAAGUCGUCGGCCAUUUUGUGCACUGCAUAGAGUCGCGCGGCCGCCGUCCGGCCUACCUGCGCUUCCUGCAGACCAUAGUGCACGCCGACGCACAGUACAUCAGGAGGAGCCAGGACCUCGUCAUGCAGGAGAUGGUGAAUGCAGGCGAAGACGUCCUGGUGUUCUACAACGACAAGGCAUCAUUCAACAACUUCAUUCAAAUGAUGAGACAAUACAAACUGACCAACGAAAUGCCAGAAGCUUUGACAUACCACAUCCAGCUGGUGAAGCUUCUGACCUGCUGCACCAUGGGAAAGAAUGUGUACACGGAGAUUAAAUGCCACAGUCUGUUGCCGUUAGACGACAUAGUGGCUAUGAUCACGCACCCGCAGUGCAUUCCAGAGGUGAAAGAAGCCUACGUGGGCUUCCUGAACCACUGCUACAUAGACACGGAAGUCGAGAUGAAAGAGAUAUACUCCAGCAACUACAUGUGGGACCUGUUCGAGCGGUCCUUCUUGCAGGACAUGCACGCCAUCCUGCAGGACCCUGCGCAGCCGACGCCAGGUCCAUCAACGUCCACAGCGUCGCCCCGCAAGGCGGCGAGCGCCGGCCAGAAGGCGUGGGUGAACUACGUGACAGACGUGCUCAUGCACACGAUUUGCACGUUCUUCAACUCGCCUUUCAGCGACCAGAGCACUACUGUACAGACCCGGCAGUCGAUAUUCGUCAAGCUGCUGCAGACCACAUUCAGUAUCUACCAGUGCCCGUGGCUCGCACCGCCGCAGAAACUCAGCGUGGAAAAGUGCAUACGAACGCUGAGCGAAGUUGCCAAAUCUCGCAGUAUAGCUAUCCCCCUGGACUUAGAAGCCAAGAUCCAGGCGGUAUUCGAGAAGGCGGCGGCGCUCUCGCGGCAGACCAGCAGGUGGUUGCUGGCUUCCAAAAACUCCAAGCUGGAGAAGAUGGCUUCACAGUCAAACCUACAGAACGAUAGAUCCGUAAUGGAGGGGCUGCAAGAGAUAGUGGCGCUCCUGGAGGAGCAGCUCAGGCCGCUGCUGCAGGCCGAGCUGUCGCUGCUCGUGGACAUCCUCUACAAGCCGCACCUACUGUUUACGUCACCCGGCGACGCGGCGCAGCCCGACGCCUCCGGCAUCUUCAUCUCCAGAUUAAUCCGUCAUACGGAGAAGCUACUUGAAGAGAAAGAAGAGAAGUUAUGUGUUAAGGUGUUGCGAACACUUCGCGAAAUGAUGGCCGUCGACCCCGAAUAUGGGGAGAAGGGCAAUCAACUUCGUAACAAGCUUCUCUCCCAAUACUUCGUGAACCGCAAAUCUGAGCCCAAAAUCCAGCCUCCCCAACCAUCUCUGACCGUGACCCACGGACCGGGUGCCAAGGUACUCAUGCGAACUGGCCAGACCCUGGCGCAGGUGCAAGCGCACCUUGACAAGGAGGGAGCCUCCGAUCUGGUCGUGGACCUGGUCAUCAAGAGCACCAACCGCCCCGCCAUCUUCCUUGAAGCCAUCCAGCUUGGUAUCGCUCUUUUGGAAGGUGGAAAUCCCAUCAUUCAACACAGUAUAUUUACCAAACUUCAAAAUGGCGAGAUUUCGCAAGCGUUUUUAAAGGUGUUCUACGACAAAAUGCGAGAAGCCCAGCAAGAGAUUCGCUCUCUGGCGGCGAGCACCACCGCCGCUGCCGGCUCCGACAAACAGCGCACCUCGCACGCCGACAAGCAUAAACAGCCUUCUGUCGACGGUCGUACAACACCAGCCAACUUAGUGGUGGGCGAAGAUAUGGACGAAGAGGUCGCCAACGCUUGCGGAUCCGCCGUGCACGCGUACUCAGACAUACACACUAUGUCUCACGGUACAACAGUUUUAGAAGAAAUAAUGGCAGAAAAGAAGCGCGAAGCAGGAAGCGGCGACGUAUUGCCGGCGAAAGUGUCGGUGAUGCGGCCCAUCCUACGGUUUCUGCAACUGCUUUGCGAGAACCAUAACCCUGACUUGCAGAACCUUCUUCGCAACCAAAACAACAAGUCCAACUACAACCUCGUCUCGGAAACUUUAAUGUUCCUCGACUGCAUAUGCGGCUCCACCACCGGCGGGCUCGGGCUCCUCGGGCUUUACAUCAACGAGGGCAACGUGCAGCUCAUCAACCAGACCCUCGAGACGCUCACCGAGUACUGCCAAGGGCCCUGCCACGACAACCAGAACUGCAUAGCAACGCACGAAAGCAACGGCCUCGACAUAAUAACAGCGCUGAUACUGAACGACAUAAACCCUCUGGGCAAGACUCGCAUGGACCUCGUCCUCGAGCUCAAGAACAACGCCUCCAAACUCCUGCUGGCCAUCAUGGAGUCGCGCAACGACUCCGAGAACAACGCCGAGCGAAUCCUGUACAAUAUGAACCCCAAGCAGCUGGUAGAUGUUGCGUGCUCAGCCUUCCAUCAGGAGCACGCUAUGGACGCGGACUCCGACUCCGAAGAUGAUACGCCCGUGCAAGGCGUUUCACCGAAGGAAGUGGGCCACAACAUCUACAUCCUGUGCCACCAGCUGGCCGGCCACAACAAGGAGCUCGCGGCGCUGGUGCGCGCCUCUCCCGCCGGCCACAACGCGCCCGCCCUGCAGUACUACCGUACUCACACGGCGCAGAUAGAGAUAGUGCGCACUGACCGGAGUAUGGAACAGAUAGUGUUCCCUAUCCCGGAGAUCUGCGAGUAUCUGCCGGCCGACAGUAAGCACCGCGUGCUGCAGAGCGCCGAGCGCGACGACCAGGGCAGCAAGGUGGCCGACUUCUUCAACCGCCUCGACAACCUGUUCCACGAGAUGAAGUGGCAGAAGAAGUUGCGCGGGCAACCAUUCCUGUUCUGGGUGUCGUCCUACAUGUCACUCUGGAGCAAUAUAUUGUUCAAUUUCGCCGUUCUUAUCAACGUAAUCGUAGCUUUCUUUUACCCGUUUCAAGACGAAAAUCCCAAGCUGGGCCAGCACCUAUCCCUAGUGGUGUGGUGCGUGGGCGUGGUGGGCGCCGCACUAGUGACGUGGCUGCCGCGCUCGUCGGGCGUGCGAGCGCUGCUGGCCUCCGCCAUAGUGCGGCUCAUCUACUGCGCCGGGCCCGAGCCUACGCUGUGGGGCCUGGCCAUGCUCACGAUAGUGGUAAAGGGGAUCCACUUGGUGAGCAUAAUGGGCAACCAGGGCACGCUGUCGAAGUCGACGCGGCACGUGCUCACCGACCCGGAGCUUCUCUACCAUAGCGUCUACUUGGUCUUCUGCUUCCUCGGAAUCUGUUGUCAUCCAUUCUUCUUUUCCGUUUUGCUUCUGGACAUUGUGUACCGCGAAGAGACCCUGUUGAACGUAAUGCGCUCAGUGACACGCAACGGGCGGUCGAUCCUACUGACGGCCGUACUGGCGCUGGUGCUGGUCUACAUGUUUUCCAUCGUCGGCUACAUGUUCUUCCGGGACCACUUCCUCGUCAGCGUAGACCGGCUCGAUGACGACGACGACCCUCGUUUCGGCACCGACGACUGCUCCGGCAGCUCGAAAUACCUCUCCCCUGAAAGCUGCCGGCGCUCGCGCUCGCGCUUCGUGUCGGUGGGCGGCGACCUGCGCGAGCGCAGCUGCGACUCGCUCAUCAUGUGCAUCGUCACCACCCUCAACCAGGGGCUGCGGAACGGCGGCGGCAUCGGGGACAUCCUCCGCGCCCCUGCUAGCUUCGAGCCUCUGUUCGUUGCGCGCGUGGUGUACGAUCUGCUGUUCUUCUUCGUGGUGAUCAUCAUCGUGCUGAACCUGAUAUUCGGCGUCAUCAUCGACACCUUCGCCGAUCUUAGAAGCGAGAAACAGCAGAAGGAGCUGAUACUCAAGAACACCUGUUUUAUUUGUGGAUUGAACAGGUCAGCCUUUGACAACAAGACGGUCUCGUUCGAGGAACACAUAAAAAGCGAACACAACAUGUGGCACUAUCUCUACUUCAUGGUGCUGGUACGGGUCAAGGACCCCACCGAGUUCACCGGGCCCGAGAGCUAUGUGCACUCUAUGAUCAAGUCAAACAACCUGGACUGGUUCCCGCGUCUGCGCGCGCUAUCGCUCGUGGGCGGCGGCGAGGGCGAGGGCGGCGAGCUCGAGUUGCGCGCCCUGCAGACGCAGCUCGAGCGCGCCCAGCGCCAGGUGCACACGCUCACGCACCUGCUCACAGAGCUGCGCGACCAGAUGACGGAGCAGAGAAAACAGAAGCAGCGCAUCGGGCUCCUCAACUCAACCUCGGUGUACCUCCAGAACUUGCAGAUGAACCUGCCUCCGUGAAUCCGCACCUGCUCACACCAGGACACACACACACGCUCACUACACUCGUGACGUCACCUUACAUCUAAUAUGCUCAGUACAGUUUCAUGCCUGCCUACUUUCAACACAUGACGGCAUCUUAAGACUGUUGAUGCUCAGUAUUGGAUAUGCUUGUAAAAUUAGCAGUAUGAAUCAAUUACACACGUGCUUUUUACACCCGUGACGUCAUCGUACAACUUUACGCUCAGUAUAGUUUCAAGCCUGUAAAAUUUGCGGUAUGAAUCAAUUACACACGUGCUUUUCACACGCGUGACGUCUCGUACAACGUUACGCUCAGUAUAGUUCCAAGCCUGUAUGAUUUGCGGUAUGAAUCAAUUACACACGUUCUUUCAACACUCGUUACGUCUUGCAACAUCUUGCAAAUGUUGAUGGUCAGUAUAGUUGCUUGUAAAAUUUGCGGUAUGAAUCUAUUACAUACUUACUUUCAACACUCGUGACGUCAUCGUACAACUAAUGCUCAGUAUAGUUUAUGCUUGUAAAAUUUGCGAUAUGACUAUUAAUUUAGCUUUACACAAGCUUUAAUGCCGUUUUACAUUCUGUUGUUAAGAAGUGUUGUGAAAGUUAGUAUGACCAAAUAAUUUAUUUAGUUUUACUUGCUUGAGAAAAUAAGCAACGUGUCGUAUAAACUCUUUGAAGGAAAGGUGCUUUUUAAGCUAACUUUUCUUUACACACGCAUAAAACAUGCUAAUGUGAUAUCAAAUUGAUUUAGCUAUACUUUAUCAUCGAGACGAAAGGUAAGUACGAGCAAUAUAUAAUUUAUAUGAGCAGUGUGUGUCGUGUCUAAUAUUUUACCAUCUUACCUCAACUUAUCGCACAAUCAAAUAGAAAUGUUCCAUUUCAAACUUGAUAACUUCGAUUUUCCGUGACACUAAAUGAGUGAAAAUACCUACAGGUUAAUAUUGUUAGCGUGAGUCAUACAUAAGUAUAGAUUCCUAUUCAUAAAGAUAGUAAGCUAUCAAUAUAUUCCACUAAUGACGUUGUAUUUAAAGAUAAAUACUAAAAAUUAAAGAGAUAUAAAGAAAACAAGAUACAAAAUAAAUUUUUCCUCCUGUAGGUAUCUACACAUAUCUAUGAUAUAGACCGCGUAUAUAGUUAUAUUGUAAUUGGCCAAGGAUUUGAUCAUUUAGAAUCUAAUUUAGAUUAGAUCUAUUGAAUAUUUAAUAUAGAAACCCGGUUUCUAGUUUUCAAUUAAAGUAAUUGUUAAAACAAACGUAAAGAUACUUGUUUUUUAAUGAAAUAACGCAGAAAGUGAAGAUUGUAAUUUUUUCAUUAGUGAAAUAUCCCAAUAAUAUGUACUUAAAUUGAAUACCUAGAAAUCGGGGACUCGAUGAUUUUCGCAAGAAAAUCACGAUUUUAUGACUUUGAUGACAAAUAAUGUAAUGUUAUAUUUCAAUUGUAACUUUUCAUACAUUUCAUUACAAGUAACUUGUUACAUUACCUUUUCUCUAAUCUUGUCUAAUGUGAUUCAAAUAUAAGUUGUUGAAUUUUAUUGAAGUUACAUUUGAAACAAUGUUAUGCUGUAUGAAACCUAUGAUGAAUAAUUUAGAACAAAUGAAUUUGUUUUAACUAGUGUUCAUAGAUUUAGGUGUGGAUGUUUUUAAGUGAUGAUGAUGAAGGAGCUUACGACUUGUUUUGUAUAUUCUUGUCAGAAAUUUAAUUUCUCCUUAGAUUUUAUAUACAGAUCGUAAGCAUUAUACAGGCAGAUCAAAGCAAUAUUUUAAGUAGCUCCUUCGAAUAACAUGUGCAAUCGAAUAGCUCAAAACCGUUACCUAAUCGUACUGUAGUUAGAUAAAACGAAUUUUAUUUAAUUAUCCGGAGAUCCGAGUCUAUCUCUACAAUGUUAUCGUGUGAAAUGUAUACUUUUGUUGUGGUUGUCUUAUGUGUUAAGGUGUUGCCAUGUUGCCGCGAAUAUUGGACAUAACAACAUUUAUACAAGAAUGGAUGCAUUUUAAUAGCAUUUUUAGGUAUUAAACUGGCCUCAUUCGAAGACUUAUGAGGACACUGAAUCACUGCAUAGUGUCUAAUUUUUGUUGAAAAGAAUUUGUUGGACUUUUUUAAUCCAAUAAGUACAAGAAACAUCUAUAGUCAAAUAAAUAAAAGUUAUGUUGUUUAAUUUAGGGCUUAUUUCAAUCGCUAUGCCAUGAAACUUUUUUGAGAAUAAUUUUCACUUAUUGACAGUUUAUGGGGAAAUAUUGACAUUGUUAACUAUGUUCUUCAGGUCAGGGUUGUAAAGCCCUAUGUCUACGAAUAUUCGCGGCAACAUUAUUUUUAAGCUAGUAAAUAAUUCGAUUCGACUUAAAACGUGGUUGUUGGUCACUACAGGUUUGAUGUACGAAAUGAUGCAGCUGUAGGCUGCAAAGUGAAGUAUGCAAUACUAUUUUAAGCCUUUCAAUCUGUCGCCAAAAUCACCUCGUACGUGGCGUUAAUUUGUCAUUAUUAUUUUUAAGUAUGAGGCUUUGAAGAUAUUACAAUGUUAUAAUAUAACCGAUUUCUACGUAAUUCGUUUAAGUUCGAAUAAGGUUCCUCAAUGAAACACGUUAAUAUUUAGCACUCUGAGCAUUACCCGUGCAAAGUUAUGUUCAUAUUACCACGUAGUGUGCUAGGGGCGGGUUCUAUAUGUUUUUAUGAAACUUAUGCCCGUAAUCACCAUCAAUACCUAAUUUUUAAGUGAUCCCUAUGGUAACACAUAACAGGAAUUUUGUUUUCAAAGGGGACACUUAAAAAUUUGGUAUUAAUGGUGAAAAAGGGCAUUAAAACAUAGUAUUGGGUACGCCCUGUUUUCGCUACGUGGUAUUAUGAGUAUAUCAUUAAUGGUAUAAAAUAUUCUCAUGACGAUACUACAAUAAAUUGUAGGUUUGAAAAUUAUGAAUCUGUAUUUGAGAUCUAAAAUAUAUGUAAAUCAAUCGAACAAUAAAAUAAACACUGACUUACUAAACGAUCUGUGCCAUCCGAGCAAUAGUAGCUAAGUCGAUGUUUACCACGCUAUUUUAAUGUAUGAUAUCAUAUAAAUCGAAUGUUUAUAUGCCGAAUAUUAGCAAUUUGUUAUUGUUUUUGUUGAUCUGUUUAUUUUUGUACUUAAAUCUUGUCUCUCUUGAAAUCUAUCUCUCUUAUAUUGAUCUUUAUAUAGCUAUAACUUGUAUAUAUUUAUUUUACUUUUCGCGACCAAAUUGUACUUACAUUCCUGAUUCUUCUUACUACACUGAAGUUUGCAUUUAUAGGGCAAUUAUAGUUAAAUAUAUCUAGCAAAAUUAGGACAAAUCUCAUUUUGAAAAUUAGUAAAUAUUUCAUAAAAAUUAGGCAGUGCUUGGAAAAUCUUCUCAAAAUAUAAUUUGACUUAGUUUUAACACGUCGAAAUAAGUUUUCGAGUGCAAAUUCUGUAAAACUAACAACUCGUUUAUAAUGCAGAGCUUUAUAUUAUUUUUAUUUAUUUAUUUACUUCUAUCAAAGUUAUAUUUUUAAAUGUUUAGGUAUAUCAGUUACGUUCUAGUUUGUUUAUUUAUUGUAUUCCGUCGGGAAUCGAUGCUGGAACCCUCUAUUGCUGUAAGGACGUAUCAUGGUGAUCGUUGACCAAAUUUCAAAUGUAUCUAUUUUUUCCUAGAAAUCUAUAUUUUUAUUACCACAUCUUGUGAGUCUUUAAAGUUUAUAGAAUAUAUUUAUCGCACGUUUACAUUCCUAUCGUAUUUUUUAUAUUGUUUAUGGUCUUUCGAAAUUCUAGCGAAUCUUUCGGAAAAUGUAAAGUUCUCGCUUGUGGGUAGGCAGCACAGCGGUAGUACUUCAAAAUAUAAUUUUAUAACUGAAAAUAAAUAAUCAGUCUAAAAACGCAAAAAUGUUUUCGCUGUUGCGCCGCUCACAGCGGACCCUCUUCCUUAGAUGUAGCCAAGGGCUUGUUCCGCUACGGUCUCAGCGUUUGCCCCUAUAGGGUUCGAACGCGGGACCAAAGCGGAGCGACCGUAGACUAGUAGGAUAUUGCCGGUGCGACGGCUGCAAUAACGUGUUUUGUUUAUAAAUAAAAAUAAUGGCACAAA
This is a messenger RNA of Ostrinia nubilalis (European corn borer), 13005 nucleotides long. RefSeq names its product inositol 1,4,5-trisphosphate receptor (gene Itpr). The transcript is spliced from 58 exons. Gene Ontology annotation, cellular component: endoplasmic reticulum; membrane. The coding region runs from base 839 to 8941 and encodes 2700 amino acids. The record is from RefSeq and is a predicted model, not a curated record. NCBI's taxonomy places the organism in Eukaryota, Metazoa, Arthropoda, Insecta, Lepidoptera, Crambidae. Gene Ontology annotation, biological process: calcium ion transmembrane transport. Gene Ontology annotation, molecular function: inositol 1,4,5 trisphosphate binding; inositol 1,4,5-trisphosphate-gated calcium channel activity.